AUGGUGGUACUGAGUCGCGUUGGGUCGCCGACGAUGUCAGCGACUGUUGCCGGCAAUCAGCAACAGCAGCAUCCUCAUCAAGAAUGGGACAUCAACGACUCGAACGUUCCAAGGGUGGUGGAGUACGAUCCUUGGUGCGAAUGGGCGGAUGGUCACGUGAGAAGGGUCUACGGACCAGACUGCGAAGAGGCUAGAAGGCACGCAUCAGGAUGGGCAAUGAGGAACACCAACAACCACAACGUGAGCAUCCUCAAGAAAUCUUGCCUCGGUGUUCUCGUUUGUUCGCAAGAGUGCAUACUACCCGGAGGUGGAAGGGUUCACCUUCGACCAGCGAUUUGCGACAAGGCGAGGAAGAAACAGCAAGGAAAGCCAUGCCCGAACAGACAAUGCACGGGUCGGUUGGAAAUACUUUCGUGUCGUGGCCAUUGCGGUUACCCUGUGACGCAUUUCUGGCGGCACACAGAGCACGCGAUAUUCUUCCAGGCGAAAGGACAACACGAUCAUCCGCGACCGGAAGCCAAAUCCACGUCCGAGGCGAGACGAAGCGUGGGUGCUGGCCGAAGGGUGCGAGGACUUGCGGUCCUUCUUGCCAGCGAGGCUGCCUUAGGCUCCAAACUAAUGUCACUACGAGGAACGAAAAGACCGAACUCGGAGACGAUCGAGCAACCGACGCGAACGACGCACCCGCCGCCACUAAUACCGGAUAAAGGAUAUUCCUGUUCUUGUCCACCGUUCGAAUGUAUGUGCACUCUGCAAACUAACGUCCAGUCCUACCAACAAUCCCAUCAUCAAACAACGAUGUACCCUCAACAGACAUCGUCGAAUGACACCUCUUACUGGAUGCAGGACACUGUCUCCCCUCAGGAGAACCUGGGUUACAACUUACCGAAUCAGGUACCCCAGGAAGCUUCCUACCCCGAUUUCCCUCCGUUCACCGGUGAACUACUUCAACCGGAAGAGAUCUUCCAGCUGGAUCAACCUCUGAGACCAGAUUUCCCAAUGAAUUCCCAAGACGUGGCAAGGUCACCGUCUACUCUACUCGAUCUCGGAAGCGGCACUAUCAAAUACGAGAUGAAGCAUCAGGAUCAGACCUAUUGGAAUCAGUUUCUCAGCGAGGAUUCGAGCAGUAGCCAUCUGAGUAUACCUCAAGACGACAGGCUUCAGUUUCCUACCUUCGAGACGGACAAGGACUCCAAUGGUUACUGCUCCAAGAGACCGAUGAACCAUUUCGUUCCGGAUAAACAGAUCAAUCAGAAUCACCAUCUGAACAAUCCGUUGAACUUUCAGGAUUAUCAACGCAAUCAAAAUCAUAAAAGCUUCCUCGACGGCGCUGUGAAGAACGAUCAGGAAGCUAGUUACUGGGUUCAAAACCAGCAGGACGAUCGUCUCAACUUUCCAGGCUUCGAUCCUCAGAAGGACGAAAGUUUGUUGACCUCUAGAAGAAACGUGAAUUGCUUCACCAAGGAGAACUGCCAGCCUGGUCUGAUGGACAGAGGAAGUUACACCGCCUACUCGAAGAAAGAGAACGGGAUUACCGAUCCUGUUCGUCCUAGUCGUAGCCCGAUAGAGAACAAACAGUACACUUACGACGGUUACAGUCAACUGUUCGAUCAUUCGGACACGAAGGAUCAGUUGACCACCGCCUGUCGGCCCCAUCAGAACACCAAUCGAAUGGUUCUCGACGAAAGAUUGCAGAACAACUAUGGAAACCAUGAAACGAAUCCGGAUACCACCGACAGGUUGUUCCCGGACUCGAACGGCAUGGACGCUUCGUUGCAGUCUCAGAAUAGUCCGGAACCUUUCUUCUAUCCUAAUAACGAUCGUUGUCAUUAUACUUGCGAGGUGCUGGACACCCGGCUACCUCAAAUGACUAUGAACACCGCUCAGACGGGUACACCACAGACGGGCAUCAAUUACGGGGACGUGAGCGAGUUGGAUUUACCACCUUUCGUUGAUUACACGUUGGUAGGGAUGCUGUGCAGCUCCGCGGAAGAGGACACCUCGAAUCUGUUACCUGGUUGCCCUCAGAACUCGCAGAGCUACGUUCCUCAUCAUUAG
Molecule: messenger RNA, 2058 nt
Organism: Osmia bicornis bicornis
Lineage: Eukaryota; Metazoa; Arthropoda; Insecta; Hymenoptera; Megachilidae
Exons: 6
Coding region: 1-2058 (685 amino acids)
Biological process (GO): gliogenesis; regulation of transcription by RNA polymerase II
Cellular component (GO): nucleus
Molecular function (GO): DNA-binding transcription activator activity, RNA polymerase II-specific; RNA polymerase II cis-regulatory region sequence-specific DNA binding
Source: RefSeq, a predicted model, not a curated record